AUGCUGACUUUGCCUUUAGAUCUUGUGUUACAUAUCGUUGAAGUUGGUGAUUUGGAUAUCAAGGAUAAGGCGAACCUCGGGAUUACUACAUGGCAUGCCGUACCAUACGUCAAUUACCUACCUGCUCUUUUGAAAUUUGUUGAGGUUGAAGAAUGUUGUCUUCUAUCAAAAUUCAAAGAAUCUCAAACACGUGUCGACUUUUCCAAAGCUUCUGUUUUGGAACAUUUGCUAUCCAACCAGUUGUACAAUAUUGGCCUCGAAAAUAUAAGACGCAUUAAUUCUCAUAAAACAACACCAGCGUCUACAGAAAGUGUUCUUUUCAAUUUGAGCUUACUUGAAAGCAAGAGCUACCGUCAUUUCCGCAAUCGCAGGAUAUUCUUGAAAAAGAAGCUGGAGUUACUUGAAAGGCGUUUGAAGUCAUACGUUGUUGAGAAGUACAGUACUUUGCAAGACGAAACUGCUAAGCGUCAACUCUACGAUAAUUACGUCAAACGAGGAUUACAACUCGUUCUAAGGAAAAUGGAAAAGAGGGUUAGUCCUGACCAGUCAGCAAUAGUCGAACAUUUUGACGUGUUAAAGUUAUACAGCGGCAAAUGCAAGGCUCAUCCUUAUCUUUUAUUCGCGGUAGCCACCAAAGUUGUGUGCGAAGGAUGGAUCAAGUUUGGGCUUAAACUACCCGACUUGAUUGAACCUCCUGUUUGCAGUCCUUGGAGUGUAAUAUACCAGGAUACUUUCUUUGACUACGAGAAUCUGAGGUUGAUGACACACAAAUAUGACGUUGCAUUUAAUGGACCAAAUGAACUGAUGUCAUAUUUGGUCCAGUUAUUUAACAUCUUUGACAAAGUGAAUGGAUUGAGGAGCACGGAUUUUGCCACCAUUAAAUCAGUACGAGGUUUCGAGGAUUAUUGUACGGAUGUGAACUUUGUAUCGAAGAUUAAGCUUUCGAGUGGAAACAUUAACAACAAGAUCGAUUUCAACCGAUUUUUGAAAUCCCUAGAAAAGGAGGACGAACUUCUACAUCAAGUAGUCCUUGAGCAUGCACUAGGAGUGGGAGCUUUCCGGUCGAAAGACGAGCUCACCGGGAUACAGCUGUGUUUGAGAGGCCAUGUCAUAAAGACCAGACAUAAUAAAGCGGCGGUAGUUUUAAGUUCCAAUGAGGAAUUUUGCAAAGUUCUCACCAUAACCGGAACAAUUGAAACCAUAAGAAGUGACUUUGUUCGCAAGUGGCUGUUUGACAGUGUGUCAGACGUCAGCGUGUUUAUCCGCAUGGUAGGAUUGAAUACGCUAUUCUGCCUAGGGUUUUGCCGCACAGACGUGAAUUUAGCUGAAGGACAUCUUGUUUUUGCAUCAUAUCGAAGUGAAGGAGGUUCUGCUUUUGUAUAG
Molecule: messenger RNA, 1383 nt
Organism: Lodderomyces theae
Lineage: Eukaryota; Fungi; Ascomycota; Pichiomycetes; Serinales; Debaryomycetaceae
Exons: 3
Coding region: 1-1383 (460 amino acids)
Source: RefSeq, a predicted model, not a curated record